Habropoda laboriosa is the source of this 2751-nucleotide messenger RNA. It is a transcript of the gene Nop17l, whose product is annotated as protein kintoun. NCBI's taxonomy places the organism in Eukaryota, Metazoa, Arthropoda, Insecta, Hymenoptera, Apidae. Gene Ontology annotation, cellular component: cytoplasm. Bases 1 to 2538 code for a protein of 845 amino acids. The record is from RefSeq and is a predicted model, not a curated record. The transcript has 4 exons. Gene Ontology annotation, biological process: axonemal dynein complex assembly.
AUGGACGCAUACGAAACGCGUAGAAAAAGUUGGGAAGAUUUGGAGGUGACCAAGGAAGAGUUGAAGAAUUUAACAGAGUGUCUGAAGAAGGAGGAGUUCCGUAAAUUGCUGAUCGAAUACGCCGAAGAGGUGACUGAUCCGGAAAAUAGAAAGAUUUACGAGAAAGAGAUUACGCAGUUAGAGAAGGAACGGGGCGUCGACGUUACCUUCGUAAACCCAGAGCCUGGUUACGUCAUAAAAACCAGCGUAAACGGGGACAGAAAAUGUUUCCUGAACAUCAGUAAAAGCGACAUUGUGACACGGCCGAGCAGUCAGCCUUCCUUCGAACAAGGUCAUCGUGGAUUACAAUGGUCAAUUCCCUAUACGCUGAUACCGCCUCGUGAUGACCUUGACAAGAAGAACGUACGUUGCACGGUGUUCGACGUGGUCUUUCAUCCGGACACCCUCUAUCUCUCGUCGAAAAAUGCGCAAUUUCGAGAAAUUGUCAAUAACACGGCCAUGGACGGGGUGGAGAGUAAUUUUAAGGUCAAGUUGGACCGGAAGAAUCUCAAGUUUCCAAAGAUGAAUUACAAAGGAGUAUGUCAUCCUACUGUGAUCAGAAAGCCAUCCAAGGAACCAGCGAAAAAAGAACUGGACAUCGAUCCGGAGAUCUAUCAGAAGCUAAUGUCCAGUUACGACCAGAGCAGAAAAGAACAAUUCGUGGAGACAAUGCCAAAGCGUCCCUCCCCACCUACGACGUACUACAAAGAGAAAGUGGAGGAAAAUGGAGACACAGAUAGCAGAUAUGUCACACCAAAGUUCUCCAUAAAGUAUCAGUCAGAUGUAGAAUUGGAGGAUUUUAGUAAUAAUAGAAAUGCAAGAAUGAAUGCUACAGUACCUAAGAUAUUAAUCGUCACUGUAGACCUACCCCUAUUAAAAACACCCGCUGAUGCUUCCCUAGAUGUUCGAGAACGUUUUCUUAGCAUAAAAAGUGAGAAACCAGCAAAGUAUUUAUUAGAACUUCCACUGCCUUAUUGCGUGGACGCAGAUUGGGGUAAUGCCAGGUUCGAUCCAAAAUACAAGAAGCUGAUUGUGACACUACCGGUUAUUCGACCCGUCGUGCCAAUGUCUGAUGCAAGAGAAGACAGUGGAGUUGACAGUGGUCAUGGUAGCCCAGUACCAGUGCUGUCCGAAGAUUCUGCAGUCUGCAGCAAACUUUUGGAUUCUGCUUCGAGCCUAGUUGAAGAAUGUGAAACAGUGCAAGCUAGAAAAUUAAGGAACCAACGUGACCAUCUAGAUGAUUCUAGUGACACAGCACUACGGACUAGCACAGAUAAUACAGACACAUUUCUAGAUCCUAGCAUUAAGUAUUCACUGCCAACAUUUAUUUGUAAUAUUUAUAAUAAUCAGUUAGCAAUUACCGUAAAUGUGAAAAAUGUCGACCCAAAUUCCAUUCGCCAUAGAAUUUUACGGAACGAUUUAGGAGUACACGUUUUACUAGCAUCUAUAGGCGCAGGAUUUUUCCCGCAGUAUUACUCGUUGUGCUUAAAAAUCGCCGAGUAUUCUGUAGAAUCAGAUUCCCUUACGGUCGAACCGUGGGAUAACAAUGUUGUAUUUACCGUAACGUUAAGAGAUACGGAAAACUUGGCGCGAUACUACGUUGGUAUAGACGAAGAAUUCAUGGAAGAGAAGGAUUUCCCUACUGCUACGUCGUUUAAGAACCAGCUGGACCAGUUAACCGCCAUGGAAGACAACGACUUGGACAUUGGUCGAACGAUCGACGUGCAAGCUGAGGACGACGGUGUUGUUAUUAACAUAACGCCGAAUCAUUUAGAUUCGGACGACGAUGCCGAACAACAAAGUGUAGAAUCGAUAAACGGUCGAGAAAACUUACGUCACACCCUGUCAAAGACUAGAUCUGUUUCAGAGAGCAGCGGGGAUGAACAAACAAGUAAUAGUGCAAUUACAGGUUCAUUCUCGAAAGGUAUAUUGAAAUCGCGACGUAAUCACGAAUUUUCACGUUCAGUAUCCGAAUCUAGCGCGGAUGAUAACGGAAUGGCCGCAUCGUCCGUCGAUUACCAUUACGAUUCGGAACAAGAUGUACAUUUUCAAUCAGACUGUUCCAGCCUGAAGAAGACAGUGCGAUUCAACGAUGUAGUAUCGCGACAAUUAUUUAGGUCUAACUCUAGUAUACUUGGUCAGCGUAAGAAGAAUCAACGUAAGUUACGAAAUAAACGGCGAGCUCACGAGCGUAGAAUGAGCGAAAGCGAGAACUCCGAAACGGAGGAGCGUGACAAGUACAAAACUAAUCAAAAGAACGCGGAAGUCUGCGAGACUGUAAAACCUAUACUUAAUAAGGAGAAACAAUCGGCUCAACAGAAAACUGCCAAUAUCGAGAUCCGAAAGGGAGCAAGCGAUAAUAGUCAUUCCUUGCCGAAGAGAAAAUCGAACGUCGAGGAGGAGAUUGCGAAUGAAAUCGAUUCGGGUAGCCCUGAAACUGCCAAGGAUUCCGUUAAGGCAGAAUUUAAGAACGACUUAAUAUUCGACCUGGAUAUGUAGAUUUUCGUAGUUUAUCAACCAUGGCAUUUGGUAACGUGUAUGUGAUAAUUUUUUAAAGUUGAGCGAGUCGCGAUGGUUUAUUGACCGUCUUAGAAAGAUUAUUAUUGGAAAAACUGGUUACUAAUGGGAGGGGGAAAAAAACAUUAAAUCAACUUAGAACCAUGUGAUAAUUUGUUAGUAAUUAACCAGUAUAAGUAUUAAAAGAGAAGUGGC